This is a messenger RNA of Oncorhynchus masou masou (cherry salmon), 1028 nucleotides long. Its product is annotated as ubiquitin carboxyl-terminal hydrolase 46-like. NCBI's taxonomy places the organism in Eukaryota, Metazoa, Chordata, Actinopteri, Salmoniformes, Salmonidae. The record is from RefSeq and is a predicted model, not a curated record. The transcript is spliced from 7 exons. Gene Ontology annotation, cellular component: cytosol; nucleus. Gene Ontology annotation, molecular function: cysteine-type deubiquitinase activity. Gene Ontology annotation, biological process: protein deubiquitination. Bases 2 to 904 code for a protein of 300 amino acids.
UAUGUGUGUCCGUGUGCAUCAAUGUGCCCUGAUUCACCUUGAACACGACUGUCGACUGACUGACCCUCCAAGUGUUGCCCUAACAGCCCCUGGUCCUGUGUCUCCCCCUACAGACCUGUUUGAUAACGACAUGCAGCAGGACGCCCAUGAGUUCCUCAACGACCUGCUGAACACAGUGGCAGACAUCCUGCUGGAGGAGAAGAAGCUGAACAUGCAGGAGAAGCAGAACGGACGCCUCAAGAACAACGGAACGGCCAUCACCACGGAGACCGAGCUCGAGAAGAAGACCAUGGAGUCCACCUGGGUGCAUGACAUCUUCCAGGGCACGUUGACCAAUGAGACGCGCUGCCUCAACUGUGAGACGGUCAGCAGCAAAGAUGAGGACUUUCUGGAUCUUUCUGUGGACGUAGAGCAGAAUACAUCAAUAACACACUGUCUCAGGGACUUCAGUAACACAGAGACCCUGUGCAGUGAAUACAAAUACUACUGUGAGACAUGCUGCAGCAAGCAGGAGGCCCAGAAAAGGAUGCGUGUGAAGAAGCUGCCUGUGAUCCUGGCCCUGCACCUGAAGCGAUUUAAGUACAUGGAGCAGCUGCACCGAUACACCAAACUGUCCUAUCGUGUUGUCUUCCCUCUGGAGCUCCACCUCUUCAACACCUCUGGAGACUCUGUCAACCUCGACCGCAUGUACGACCUGGUCGCUGUGGUCGUCCACUGUGGCAGUGGACCCAACAGAGGACACUACAUCACCAUAGUGAAGAGUCAUGGCUUCUGGCUGCUGUUUGAUGAUGACAUCGUGGAGAAAAUCGAUGCCCAGGCCAUCGAAGAGUUCUAUGGGUUGACGUCAGACAUCUCCAAGAACUCAGAGUCUGGAUACAUCCUCUUCUAUCAGUCCAGGGAGUAACUGGAAUAAACACCCAGCCAGAGAGAGAGAAUGAUUGGAACUCUGAACAUGACCCCUCUCUGAGUCAUGUGCCAACGCCAUUCCCUGUCUCACUGCCUUCCCUGGGUCUGCCUGGACUUCAUUU